GACUCACCUCAGCCACCUCAAAGCAUUCUGGGAAGACCAGAGUGGCAAGGUCGUGCAAAACAGCACAGCUGUAAUGGCAGACCUGUUGAAACUCCAGCAGGUGGUUGGCGGUAAGGAGGCAGGGCUCCAUAGGCUGCAGGGGGAGGUGCUUGAGCUGGAGGCGUGUCUGUCAUCGUCACGGCAGCAAGUGAGGAGCCUCCAAGAGCUGAGUGACAGCCAGCAGGCGGAGCUCGGUCUGGCUCAGGAGGCCCACGCACACGUGCAGCGAAUGAAGGAGGAAGUGAGAAGUCUGAAUUUGAAUCUUCAGAAGAGCCGGUCAGACUGUAAACACGUAGAGGGACAAUUACAGACGAGGUGGCGAGAGAUGGAGGAGCUGCGCAGCGGACAGAUCCAGUGUGAGCGCCAGCACAGCGCAGCGCUGCAGAGGCUGUCCCAAGACCUGAGGGAGAAGGAGGCAAGCUGGUUGUCAUGCCAACAGAGAUGUGACGCGCUGCAGGAGCAGCUGUUGGCGUGGCAACGGAGACAGGAGGAACUGACCCGCAGGCUACGACGGGCGGAGGGCGAGAGCGCGACCCGGGGAGAAGCCCUGCAGCAAGCUGCCGACCGCACGGCUGCCAUGGAAACGCAGAGACAGGAGAUGAGCGAGGCCAGUAGUCGUGAGGUGCGGAGGCUGGAGGAGAGCUUCAGGAGCAGGCUGCAGGAGGUGGAGCAGGAGAGGACUCAGAUCCAGGCUGCUCUGGAACAGCAGUGUGCCCAGGUGGGCCUGCAGCUGAAGGAGAGGGAGGUGGAGGUGAGGAGAGAGGCAGCCAUGGACCUGGACAUCGAGAGACACAAGAACCAGGAGCUCCUCCGCAAGUACCAGCAGGAGAAGCAGCAGCUGCAGCUCAAGCUGCCUUCCCUGGUGCAGUCAGCGACACAGGAGCUGCAGAGGGAGGUGGUGGCUCUGGAGGAGCGCUUAGAGGAGGCGCGUGCGCGGCUGGCUCAGCAGGAGCAUCGGAGGGAGGAGGAGGCGCAGUGUCUCCGGGAGGAGGCCCACGUUCUGGAGAGGCAGCUAGCGCAGGAGAGGUGCACCAGACAGGACGCACUGCAGCUCGCGCAGCAGAGCCACCAGCAGAGGGCGCUGCAGCUAGCCGAGGCCCUCCGAGAGCUGGAGCAGCUCAGGAGCCACAGCGCCGCCCUGCAGGAGGAGACGGAGCUGUUGCAGGAGACGGUGCGGCGUGAGUGUGAGGAGAGGGAGGGGCUAACGGCGGCUCUCACCGAGGCCAAGGAGCAGCUCCUGCAGCUCAGGCAUUCCACGCCGCCGGACCCCUCGUCCUCGGGCCCCCACGUCCCCCAGAGGCCCUCCCCUCCCCGCCUGACCCCCACCUUCCCCUCCCCCGGGGGGCGGCGGGCGGGCAGCAGGGAGAGACGCGGCGCGGCGUCCUGGCAUGGGCCGUCCCAGUCCACGCCCACUCUGCCCAGGCUGACCGGCGAGAGACCCUCCAGCUCUGCCAGCCAAGCCCACCGGCGCAUCGCCCUGCUCAUGAACAAAAACGACCGAGUCUAACACACACACACACACACACACACACACACGGACACACACACACACGGACAGACACAUACACACACAGUCAGACACACACACACACACCUGGGCUGUUCAUACAGCUGGAAAAGAGAGGAUGACAGGCUAUCAAUAAUCAUCUAACUGACAUAGAUUUUGACAUGUACUUGCACACUCUCAUUCUCUCGCUCUCUCCCUGUCACGCACACACACACGCACACACACACACACACACACACACACACUGAGACACGCACACACGGAGACUCAGAGGCAGGAAAGAGCGAGCGUGACAACUCAUCUCUAGCCACCCACAGAUGUAAACACCCCUCUCCCAAGGCAUGCUCUCUCUCAUUCACACACACACUCACAGACUCACACACACACACACACACUGGCUCCCACAACACACAUUCACACGAACACAAGGUCUUUUUUACUCAGACGCACACGCUCUCCCCCACAAAGUCACACAAACACGCGGCCUUUUCACAAGGUCCUCUCUCAUGCACACACACGCACGCACACACACGCACGCACACGCAUGCACGCACACAAACACAGUCAUUCACAAGGUCUGUCUCACGCACUCUCUCUCCCACUCCUCUCUCCUGUGUCUCCGGACUUGUUUUUUUUUGCUUUUGGUGCGUGAUUGACAUUACUCAUUCCCUGCAAGGUCUUUCCAUUCUCCUCCCUCCCCGCCUCUCCCUCCCUUUCUCUCUGCCUCUCCCUCCCUCCCUCCUUCCCUCUCCCUCUCUCUCUUUUGAUGAAUAGACUCGAGGAAAGCUUGGAAUCUGUAUGGUAUGGAAUAUUCGGAUUGCUUGGCAGAAGCAACACAUGGAACGUUUUUUGGGUGUUUCUCUCCUCCUCUCUUUUAGGGGGCAAGACCCAGCCUCUUGAAGGAGGGCAGCUCCUCCUCUGUCCUCUUUCUCACACACACACACACACACACACACACACACACACACACACACACACCACCAAUUUCAGCCCCAGAUACACAGCCAGAGCCCAGUGCAGACGUGACCAGCCACACGUUUUUUUUAUAUAUUUUAAAUAUAAAUUAUUUUUACCUAGACACUUUUAUAUGCGGGCAUGUAAAUACUCAUGUAUUACCAUAUGCUACCAUGUGCUCA
Messenger RNA from Sardina pilchardus (European sardine), 2682 nucleotides. RefSeq names its product trichohyalin-like. The coding region runs from base 74 to 1546 and encodes 490 amino acids. NCBI's taxonomy places the organism in Eukaryota, Metazoa, Chordata, Actinopteri, Clupeiformes, Clupeidae. The record is from RefSeq and is a predicted model, not a curated record. The transcript has 9 exons.